AUGGCUUGCAAUGAAUCAUCGAUGAUUGCAUCAUCUGCUGAGGAACAAAAUGAAAAACCACUAAUUGAUGAAGAAAUUAUUUGUCCAAAAUUUAAAAAUUGUAAUGGUAUACGACGACCUGUAUGUGAUAGCAAUGGUAAUUGGCAUCGAAAUCAUUGUACCUUUUUGCAUGCACAAUGCAUUGCUGCAAAACGUGGACAAUGUCUAACAAUAGCUGAUGAAAAAUGGUGCUCAGUUAGUGAUGAGAAACGUAAAGAAAAGAAAACACUUCAAAAUUCAAAAAUGUCACGUCGUUGUUAUCGUCAAUGUUCAAAAAAUCUUGCCUAUGAACCAAUAUGUGCAACAACUUUUGUGACAUAUCCUAAUCGUUGUUUAUUUUUAAAUGCAAAAUGUCGUGAUAAAAACUUGGAACAAUUAUAUUAUGGUGAAUGCCGUGAUUGUUUAAUUUCAAAUUGCAAUAAAAUAAUGGAUGAGAAUGAAUUGGAUUCAAAUUUUGUUUGUGAUCAAGCUGGAAAUACAAAGAGAAAAUGCGAAUUUGAAAUGCUACGAUGCAUUUAUGAACGAAAAUUUGGUUAUAAUAUUACCAUCGCAUAUAUGGGACGAUGUUGUCCAACUGAAGAUUCAUGCAUGCAAUCGUUUGGUGACAAAGUUCAGCUGAAAUCGCAGGGGUCACCAGUUUGCGAUUCGCAUAAUGUCACACAUUCAAGUCGUUGUCUCUUUGAAGUUUGUAUAAAAUAG
This is a messenger RNA of Brugia malayi, 738 nucleotides long. RefSeq lists its product as uncharacterized. The record is from RefSeq and is a predicted model, not a curated record. NCBI's taxonomy places the organism in Eukaryota, Metazoa, Nematoda, Chromadorea, Rhabditida, Onchocercidae. The transcript has 6 exons. Gene Ontology annotation, molecular function: protein binding. The coding region runs from base 1 to 738 and encodes 245 amino acids.